CGCAGACCAGUACCGUCGUCACUCGCACGGACAUCGACUCCUUCGGGCACAGUUGAACGACUCUAUUGCUUUAGGACCAUGGCCGCGGCUCCGGUCACGAUGACGGUCACCCCGCUGGAGGAGAAGGUGGCCGUUCUGGAAGAUGCGGUGGAGGUUCCCCGGGAUUCGCAGUAUGCGCUCAAGUUUGUGGGCGCAGCGAUAAGCAACAUGGUUUCUUCUGCGAUAUGCAACCCGACGGAUAUCGUCAAGGUACGGCAACAGCUUCGACGGCAAACACCUGGGGCGAGCGGAAGUUCGUUUUGGUCCGUCGGCGUUGAGAUGGCACGUAAGGAGGGCGUGCUGAGCCUUACGGGCGGCCUCUCAGCAAGUAUGCUUCGCGAGCUCGUUUAUUCCGGUAUCCGAAUGGGCACCUACGAGUUUUUCAAGGACAAGUUGCACACGGCGUCGAAAGGUGCACUUACACGUGAAGGACUUCCCCUCAAAGUAGCUGCGGCUAGCAUCGCCGCUACCAUAGGCAGUGCUCUAGCAAACCCCGCCGACCUUGUUAAAGUGCGGAUGCAGGCGCAUUACCCCGAUGGUAGCCCAUAUCGGAACAUGCGACACGCCUUUGCUUCCAUCUAUCGAGACGGCGCCACCUUCGCCGCAUCGAAGGGCGCGUCUUCGCUAUCAGGUGGUCUUGGGGCGCUUUACCGCGGAGUGGAAGCGACGACGAUUCGUGGUAUCGUCUUGUCGGCGACGCAGAUAUGCUCGUAUGACCAGAUCAAGCAGUCGCUAAAGAGGCGAGGUAUCAUGCAAGAGGGCGUGCCGCUGCACCUCGUUGCGAGCACUUUUGCGGGAUUGUUCUGUUCCAUCACCUCGAAUCCAGUCGAUGUGGUAAAGGUACGGCUGAUGAACGACAAGAAGCACGAGUUCAGAGGCGCGUUUGACUGCAUCAGGCAAGUCUUAGCGCGUGAGGGGCCAUUCGGAUUUUACAAGGGCUUCGGCAUGUGCUGGGCAAGACUGGGUACACAUACUAUCCUGACGUUCCUGAUAUUCGAGCGUGUCAGAUACUGGUUCGGCAUAGAAGCUAUGUGAUAGAGUCUU
This is a messenger RNA of Trametes versicolor FP-101664 SS1, 1083 nucleotides long. Its product is annotated as mitochondrial carrier. The record is from RefSeq and is a predicted model, not a curated record. The coding region runs from base 79 to 1074 and encodes 331 amino acids. NCBI's taxonomy places the organism in Eukaryota, Fungi, Basidiomycota, Agaricomycetes, Polyporales, Polyporaceae. The transcript has 10 exons.